This is a messenger RNA of Eufriesea mexicana, 1767 nucleotides long. RefSeq names its product spindle pole body component 110. The coding region runs from base 1 to 1767 and encodes 588 amino acids. The record is from RefSeq and is a predicted model, not a curated record. NCBI's taxonomy places the organism in Eukaryota, Metazoa, Arthropoda, Insecta, Hymenoptera, Apidae. Gene Ontology annotation, biological process: non-motile cilium assembly; cytoplasmic microtubule organization. The transcript is spliced from 11 exons. Gene Ontology annotation, cellular component: centriolar satellite.
AUGUCCAAAUCAGAAAUAGCGUAUAAAACAGUACAAGAUAAAGAUAACAAUUCUUUAGAUUUUAAAGCAACGAUUCCAUGGUUAAAAGAAUUAACAGAGGAGAAUUUACCCGACCACAUUAUUUUUCCGAAGGAAUUAAAUUUAUUUUUGAGGAAUCAGAUUCAGGAUUUAAUUGCUGAAAAUGGUUGUUUGCGUCGAGCGCUUGAAGAGGCAGAAGAAAAAAUUCAUAGAAGACAAGGAGUGUCAGAAACGGUACAAUCAAUGAUUUUAGGAAAACCUAAUGAGUUAGCAACUGGAAAGAUUAUUGAACUUAGUAAGAGGUGUAGAGAACAGACAGCUGAGAUCGAAGUUCUUAAGUCUAAGUGUAGAAACCUCGAAAUCCAUUUAACUGCCAGAGAAACAGAAUUGAAGAAUGAACGAUAUGAAAGGAGACGUUUAAAAAAUGACUCCUCUCAAGAGAGUACCAAGAAUAAUCAGUUGAAGGAUGACGAGGAUCGAAACAAACAACUACUCGAAAAAGUACAGCAAACUCAAACAAAAUUGUAUGAAUCUAGAAAUACUUGUGUUAGUCUUAAGAUGGAGAUUAAUAAAUUACAUAAGUUAUUAUACAGUGAAAUUGGUGAAAACGUGAAUUUGAAUAAUUUGUCAAAUCAAUCUGGAUGGCGUGGGAGAGCAGAGCAGAUUCACCUAUUACAACAAAAAAUAACGGAUUUGCAAUCAAGACUGUCGGAAUACGAAGGAACGCAAAAGUCGUCUACCGAACAAAAAAAUGUUACGAAUCUUCGAAAUGUCGAAAAAGAGAGGCGACGACAAAUUGAAGAUUCAGCGAAACAACUUCGACAAACGGAAGUUGCUGUUGAAGGAUACAAGAGGAAGUUAGAGGCUUCGAAAGCGAGAAUAAAAGUAUUGGAACACGAGUUGAAUAUCGCGAAAGGAAAUAUCGCGAUAUUAAAUGAGAAGAGAUCUCAUGAUAAUCAUUUAAUCGAGACACUUAACAAUCGGCUAAAAAUAACCGAAAUAAAACAUGAAGAACGCGAAGUAGAUAUGAGAAAUAGAACAGAGAAGAUCGAACGUGAGUAUACGAAUUUAAAGAACGACUUGCAGUCGGCGCAACUUCAGAUUGAUCGGUUACGUAGAAGAUUAGAGGAACGAGAGAUCGAGAUAGAUAAAUUGAGAAACGGAACAAUUCCGGACAUAUUGGAGAUUAAAUCUCGAAAAAUUACACAACCGGAAGUAUUUUUAAAUAAUUUCAAUGACACUAGUUCUCCUUGUAGUGUUCGAAACAUAUGUGAACCUAACGAGUACGUAACUUUAGCUCUUGCAGCUGAAGCUGAAAGGGAGAGACUGUUGCAGUUAAUAACAGUACUCAACAGGCGGCUAGAUAAAGAAAGAAAUGACGUUGACGCACUCUCUAAUACAUUACGCAAUGAGAAAAACAGAUCAGCAAAAUUAGAAUUAAAGGUACGAAAAUUAGAAACAGAAAGAGCAGGGAUUGUGAAAGUCGAUACCGGAUAUAGAACGAAAUUACCAAAACUAUUGAAAGCUACUGAUAAAUUAAUGAAUAUGGAACAAAUGCGGCUCAAAAUGGAACUACUGCAAGAAGAAUGCCUCGCGCUGAAAGCUAGAUUGGAUGUUGUGCAACAGGAUAAAGCUGCCGAUCUUGCGUCUUAUAAACAGAUUUCCGAACAUGUCAGACAAAUUUUUCAUGAAGUUUGCAGGAGUAAACCACUGCCCCCCAUUGGUACUCGUUCCGUCAUUACAAUUUAA